Messenger RNA from Agrilus planipennis (emerald ash borer), 1105 nucleotides. It is a transcript of the gene Dpm1, whose product is annotated as probable dolichol-phosphate mannosyltransferase. Gene Ontology annotation, molecular function: dolichyl-phosphate beta-D-mannosyltransferase activity. NCBI's taxonomy places the organism in Eukaryota, Metazoa, Arthropoda, Insecta, Coleoptera, Buprestidae. Gene Ontology annotation, biological process: protein O-linked glycosylation via mannose; GPI anchor biosynthetic process. Gene Ontology annotation, cellular component: endoplasmic reticulum membrane. The transcript is spliced from 4 exons. Bases 120 to 857 code for a protein of 245 amino acids. The record is from RefSeq and is a predicted model, not a curated record.
UGUGUCAAUGAAUUUGUGCUGUGCUGAUACCUCUUCUAUAAAAUCAGAAAUUUUCAUCAUUUGAUGCUGUUUGAAUUCUGAUAAACAGAAAUCUUGGAACAAGUAAAGAUAAUCAAGCUAUGGGUAAAAAAGUCGAAAACAACCUUAACAAAUAUUCGAUCCUCUUGCCUACUUAUAAUGAAAUAGAAAACUUACCUAUUAUUAUUUGGCUUAUAACAAAACAUAUGGACCAGAGUGGUUAUGAUUAUGAAAUUGUAAUAAUUGAUGAUGGAAGUCCUGAUGGUACUUUAGAAGCUGGGAAGGAACUUCAAAAAAUAUAUGGAGAAUCAAAGAUACUUUUAAGACCUAGAGAGAAAAAAUUAGGUUUAGGAACAGCUUAUAUACAUGGUAUUAAACACGCAACAGGGAAUUUCAUAGUUAUAAUGGAUGCAGAUCUAAGCCAUCAUCCUAAAUUUAUACCAAAAUUUAUUGAAAUGCAAGAGUUAGGAAACUUUGACAUUGUAAGUGGAACACGCUACAUGGGCAAUGGUGGUGUAUAUGGUUGGGAUUUUAAAAGAAAGUUAGUAUCUCGAGGUGCAAAUUUUUUGACACAGGUACUCUUAAGACCAGGGGUUUCUGAUCUGACAGGCUCUUUUCGACUGUACAAAAAAGACGUUCUUCAAAAACUUAUAGACAGUUGUAUUUCAAAAGGGUAUGUGUUUCAAAUGGAGAUGAUAGUCAGAGCAAGGCAGUUUAACUUUACAAUUGGCGAGGUUCCUAUAUCAUUUGUUGAUAGAGUGUAUGGCGAGUCAAAAUUAGGUGGUUCAGAAAUUUUACAAUUUGUAAGGGGUUUAUUGUAUUUAUUUGCUACAACAUAGUAUUUUAAUACAAAUGCGAUUUCUCUGGCACAAUGACAAAUUAUGACAAGCUUAUGGUUGAUUUUUAAAUAUUUAGGGUUUAUGUGCAUAUUAUUCCUUAGGAAGGUAAUCCUUCGACGAUAUGAAUUAUUGUUAUUAUUAUAAAAAGCUGUAAACAUCGUUUGAAUUAACAAAUAUCUUUGUAAACCGUUUGCAAUUUUGUUUGUUUUUUUAUAACCAUGUAAUAUUUGUAAAGUAAUUAUUAUUUU